CCCCCGCCCUCACGCCCCUUAUAUAGCUCCUUCAGCAGGGACUUGGGGCACACUCGGGACGUUUCCCAAGAACAGAUCAGCUUGGGGACCAGAUUUUCAGAACGGAAGAGGAGCAGGUUGCAGACAUGAGUGACGAAUCAAACGGGAAUCCCAUUGAAGAUAGCCUGGUUCAGCUGAGAUGCCACUUCACCUGGGAGCUGCUAGUUGAAGACACUGAGAUGCCCGAUUUAGAGAACAGGAUCUUGGAUGAGAUUGAGUUCCUAGACACCAAAUACAACUCGGGCAUACACAACCUGCUGGCCUACGUCCGACACCUGAAAGGCCAGACUCGGGAGGCCCUGGGGAGCCUGAAGGAAGCCGAAGACCUGAUCCAGCAGGAACACGGCGACCGAUCGGCUGUGAGAAGCCUGGUCACCUGGGGCAACUACGCCUGGCUGUAUCACCACAUGGGCAGGCUGGCGGAGGCCCAGACUUACCUGGACAGGGUGGCGAACACUUGUGAGAAGUUUGCAGCCCCCUCCUGCUACAGGCUGGAGUGUCCUCAGAUGGACUGUGAGGAAGGGUGGGCCUUGCUGAAGUGUGGAGGAAAGAACUACGAGCGGGCCAAGGCCUGCUUCGAAAAGGCUCUGGCAGCGGAGCCUGAGAACCCUGAAUUCAGCACUGGGUAUGCCAUCACCAUCUAUCGCCUGGACGGCUUCAACAAAGCGACCCAGGUCAGCGACGCAUUUUGUCUGCAGCCUCUAAAAGAGGCCAUCAGGCUAAACCCAGAAGACGCGUAUAUCAAGGCUCUGCUCGCCCUGAAGCUUCAGGACGUGGGCCAAGAAGCCGAAGGAGAAAAGUACGUCGAAGAGGCACUGACCGACAUGUCCUCGCAGGCCUACGUCUUUCGAUACGCGGCCAAGUUUUACCGCAGGAAAGGUGCUCUAGAUAAAGCUCUUCAGCUCCUAAAGAGGGCCCUGCGGGCCACGCCCUCCUCCGCUUUCCUGCAUCACCAGAUGGGGCUUUGUUACAAGGCACGCAUGAUCCAAAUCAAGAGAGCGGCAAACUGGCAGCCCAGAGGACAGGAUAGAGACAAUGUCCACAGAUUGGUUCACUUGGCUAUAUGUGAAAUUCAAAAGACUCUGAUGCUAAGGCCCACAUUUGAGUUGGCUUAUGUUGAACUGGCUUACAUGUAUGCAGAAAUAGGCCAACACACAAAGGCUGAGGACGCCUUUCAGAAAGUGUUGCACAUGAAGAACAUCAACGAUCAUCUACAACAAGAGAUUCAUUACUGCUAUGGCCAUUUCCAAGAACUUCACAAGAUAUCUGUGGAUAAAGCAAUCACCCAUUAUUUAAAAGGUCUCAAAAUAAGAAGCAUCUCCCGCACCAGGGAAAAAAUUCUCAGCGCCCUAGAGAAGUUAGCUAAAAGACAUAUUCAUCAGAAUGUACGUGUGGUGGAAAGUUUCAGCAUCCUUGGGCUCAUCCACAAAUUGAAAGGGGAAGUGAGUGAGGCCCUGGUGUGUUAUGAGAAGGCUCUCAGGCUGGCUGCUGACUCCAACGCCAUGGUCUGAAACAGAGGUCACCAUUACUUGUUUAAUGUCAUAACUAAAUAUAGCCAACACCUUCCUGAUCGCUGCUUUCAGGAACAUGUGACAUGCUGAAAUACAAGAGUUGAUACAACACAGGCUGUGCUGCCUGCUGAGCGCCGCCCCCCCCCCCCCCCACCAUUUUCUUUCCCCUCCUGUCAAUGUGUAACACAUCCCUGUACUCAUUGGCCAAGGUCGGUUGAUGCUUUGGGAGGCACCUAUCACCUGCUAGGCCAACGGAAGCUCUUUUCCCUAUGGCUUUGCAUGGGGAAAGGGUGCAUGGGUGGCUUCCGUCCUCCAUCUGCCUGGUCUCCGAAACAGAGGAGUCUUAAACAGGGAAGAUUUCAGCCCCUCCUGGGCCCAGCACACUGGUCACACGCCAGUGUAGCUCUGUGCACACACCCCUGUCUCUGCAGGAGCACACACACAGGACGUCCGUGCCUUGGUCCGAAGACACUUCCGCUGGUUGGCUCACACACUCAAAGCAUGAAUUCCUGGAGACAGUCAUCCUGAGCCAAGAGCAUGGGCUGCUCAUAUACACAUGCACCACGUGUAUCUCUCUCCACACACACUGAUUCUGGAGCUCACACAGGCCCAUUCCUGCGGACUUGUGCACAUACACAUUCUGUAUUUGGAAAAUUCCUGACACUGUAACCCAGUCAGAAGUUUAAAAAAAAAAAUUAAAAAAAAAAAAAAAAGAUUUACUUUUCAUGUGGCCGGGCGUGCUGACCUACCAGAUCUAAAAGCAAGGCAAAUGAGCAAAGAUGAAAGAGAAAAGAGAAGGGACUUCAGGAGGUCACUAGAGUGUUCCAGUCCCGGUGUCCAUCUCCCAAGGCCUUCCCACAGCCAAGAACUGCUGGCCAGGAAGCCAAGUCUAUAACCUCAUAAGAAACUCAAACAUUUCGGGACACGUUUGUCCAGCCGCUGGCAAUCGCAAAGAAUCUGUGCAUUCCAAACACGUCGCUGGACGUGUACUCACCCCUAAGAAAAAUUAAAAUGUACUGGGGAAAGACAAAUAAAGGAAAAGCCCGUUUAGGAGGUGCAAGCCAAAAGUGACAAAUACAUUAAUGCAGUUUUUAGGUGCUGGCCCUUGGGGUACAUCAUAUAAUCUUCUUUUUCCCUAAGAUAUUUUCUCCAAAAGCAUUCAGUAAAGUUAGAAACUUGGUAAGCUAACAAAGUCUUUGAGUGAGUUUUAUUAGUGAGAUUUUAAAAGGUAUAUAUUCCAGGGGCACCUGGAUGGCUCAGUCGGUUAAGCGUCCGACUUCUGCUCAGGUCAUGAUAUUGGGCUCAUGGGUUCAGGCCCCGCAUCCAGCUCUGUGCUGACAGGUGGGAACUUGCUUCGGAUUCUGUGUCUCCCUUUCUGCCCCUCCCCUGCUUGUACUGUCUCUCUCUCUUUCUCAAAAAUAAACGUUAAAAAAAUUCUUUUUUUAAAAAAAGAUGUGUAUUCUUGGGGCACCUGGGUGGCUCAGUCAGUUAAGCAUCCAACUCUGGAUUUCAAUUCAGGUCAUGAUCCAUCGGUUUGUGAGUUCAAGCCCCGUAUCAGUCUCCGUGCUGACAACGCAGAGCCUGCUUGGGAUUCUUUCUUCCUCCUUUUCUUUCUCCCUCCCCGGCUCAAGCUCAUGCUCUCUCUCAAAAUAAAUAAGUAAACUUAAGAAAAA
Molecule: messenger RNA, 3223 nt
Organism: Acinonyx jubatus (cheetah)
Lineage: Eukaryota; Metazoa; Chordata; Mammalia; Carnivora; Felidae
Product: interferon-induced protein with tetratricopeptide repeats 1B
Exons: 2
Coding region: 126-1550 (474 amino acids)
Biological process (GO): defense response to virus
Cellular component (GO): cytosol
Molecular function (GO): RNA binding; protein binding
Source: RefSeq, a predicted model, not a curated record